AUGGCAUACCAGUGUCAGAAGGUGCAGAAGGUGAUGGUGCAGCCCAUCAAUCUCAUCUUCAGAUACUUGCAAAAUAGAUCUCGGAUUCAGGUGUGGCUUUAUGAGCAAGUGAAUAUGCAGAUAGAGGGCUAUCAUUCUAAAACAAAAUCAAGAAAAUAACUGGGUCAGAUUAUGCUAAAAGGAGAUACCAUUACUCUGCUCCAAAGUGUCUCCAACUAG
This is a messenger RNA of Odocoileus virginianus texanus, 219 nucleotides long. The record is from RefSeq and is a predicted model, not a curated record. NCBI's taxonomy places the organism in Eukaryota, Metazoa, Chordata, Mammalia, Artiodactyla, Cervidae.